UUCGGAUGGACCAGUUAAGGCUGGACCACUACUGGGCCGUGGCCCAAAUUGUAUUCAUUCUUGUUUAACCCGCCCACGACCCGACCAUAAACCCAAUCUCUUCUCUGGUUCUGGUUCCUCUGUUACCGAUACCUGGAGACUGGAGUGAUGAACUUCUCGUCACACGUUUCGUACACGACGGGUCGUACUUUCGCCACCACCUCUUCUCCUUCUUCUUCGUGGAGAACAAAACCGAACCUUUCCGCUGGAAUUAAGUCAAAUAAAGUUGACUUUGCGCUGACCAGAGUCCAUGUUCAGCUUCGAAGUAAUGGCAGCAGCAGCCGCCGCCGCAAAACGACGUCGUGUUGUGCUCGGACGAACGCAAUGGAAGUGGAAAAAGAAGCGUUCUAUUUAGUCCGGAAAGGAGAUAUUGUUGGCGUGUAUAGGAAUUUCGGUGACUGUGAGGCCCAGAUUGGUUCUUCGAUAUGUGAUCCUCCUGUUAGUGUGUACAAAGGUUACUCCUUGCCUAAGGACACUGAAGAACAUCUCGUGUCUUUUGGACUUACCAAUGCAAUUUACACUAUCAGAGCUGAAGAUUUGAAGCAGGACCAUUUCGGCAAGCUUAUGCUCUGCCCUUUUCAUGAGCCAGCAGCUUCAGAAUGUGAAGAGUCUGUCACGGAUACAUCUGUAAACGGUUCCGAUGAAGUGCCUGGAUCAGAAUAUGUGGGCUUCUGUACCCUCGAGUUUGAUGGUGCAUCAAAGGGAAAUCCUGGACUAGCUGGUGCUGGAGCUGUGCUGCGAGCUGAUGAUGGAAGUUUGAUCUGUAAAGUUCAUGAAGGACUGGGUAUCAAGACCAAUAAUGUUGCUGAGUACCGAGCUCUGAUUUUAGGGUUAAGAUGUGCUCUCAAGAAAGGUUUUACCAAGAUUCGAGUCCAGGGUGAUUCCAAACUUGUUUGUAUGCAGGUUCAAGGUUUAUGGAAGGUCAAAAACCAGAAUCUGUCUGAUUUGUGUGAAGAGGUGAAGGAACUAAAAGAAAAAUUUGUCUCCUUUGAGAUCAGUCAUGUUCUGAGGGACAAAAAUUCAGAGGCAGAUGCUCAAGCAAACUUGGCAGUUCGUCUUAUAAAGCGUCUAUUUUCUUCAAGGCCGUCUUCCUCCGACGUCGUUUCGAGCACGGCUGCUGACCUUGCCGGCGUCGGCGAUGAUGAUGAUGAAGAUGGGCCCGUCUACUCUAACCCAGCUUCUUCUGCAUCGGAGGCCGUUUUGCUACCCACUCUGCUUCAGCCACGUGUGGUGGUCUUCGAUGGGGUCUGCCAUCUCUGCCAUGGAGGGGUGAAGUGGGUGAUUAAGGCAGACAAGCACAGGAAGAUCAAAUUCUGCUGCCUACAGUCUGAGACAGCUGAGCCUUAUCUGAGAUUGUGUGGGCUUGAUCGAGAGGAUGUUCUUCGUCGAUUUUUGUUUGUUGAAGGCCCUGGGCUAUAUCACCAAGGCUCCACUGCUGCGCUGAAAGUAUUGUCAUACUUGCCUCUCCCUUACUCUGCUUUAAGCACACUCAUGGUAGUCCCAACUCCUUUGAGAGAAAUUGUCUAUGAUUAUGUUGCCAAACGACGCUAUGACUGGUUUGGCAAGUCUGAAGAUUGCUUGGUUUUGAAAGAGAAAGAGUUGCUCGAGCGUUUCAUUGAUAGGGAAGAGUUGAUGGCUCGAGGUCGAUCAGAUUUCUAAAUUAGCUGCAAUCAAGCAGUUUUGCUUAUGAAUUGAUGUAAGGAAAUGAAAGUACAACAUCACUAACGUAGUUUGAUUUAAGGGCUCAAUCCAGUCACCUAGAUCAACGAGCUUGAUAUAACAAGCACAAUAUGAUCCAAUAGUUUUACCAUAUAUGGCAGCUUUGGACUGCAUAUUCUUGGGUCUGUACAGAUUGCUGAUAUUUAAGGGGUCAUCAAAAUUCUAA
Molecule: messenger RNA, 1924 nt
Organism: Rosa chinensis
Lineage: Eukaryota; Viridiplantae; Streptophyta; Magnoliopsida; Rosales; Rosaceae
Exons: 10
Coding region: 148-1698 (516 amino acids)
Molecular function (GO): protein-disulfide reductase activity; RNA-DNA hybrid ribonuclease activity; nucleic acid binding
Source: RefSeq, a predicted model, not a curated record